ACAGCUCCAUCUUCUUCUUCUCUUCAUACUAAUAAUAAUAAUAUAUAUAUAUAAUUUAUAAUAAUAAUAAGAAGUAGAAGAAGAAGAGUUGUUGUUGUUGUUGUUGUUGUUGUUGUGAGAGUAAGUAAGAAUGGGUAGUUUUGUUAGGGUUUCAGAGAGUGUUGUUGUUUUUAUAGUUUUGGUGAUGAUGAGAUGUGAAGGGAUGAAUCAUGUUGUUGGUGGAGAUCAAGGAUGGGAUGCAGCUUCAGACAUUGCUUCUUGGUCUAUCAACAAGAUCUUCACUGUUGGAGAUAAUAUUUGGUUUACAUACUCUGCGGCACGUGAAGGAGUAUUAGAGGUAAGGAGCAAAGAUGAGUUUGAGUCAUGUGAUGUUUCCAAUCCGAUCAAGAUGUUCACCGGCGGCCUCGACACGGUGGCGCUCGAUGGUGUUGGCUCUCGAUAUUUUGUCAGCGGAAGGCCGGAGGAUUGUCACAAUGGGCUCAAGUUACAUGUCCAAGUAUUGCCAGUAUCGAGCGAGACUAAUCAUUUGACUAAUGUUAUAGAUGUUGUGGCUGAUGGACCCUGAACCAUCUGGCUCGGCAUCACUGAUAAUGUUCAUGUACUCUUCUCUUAUGUUAAUUGGUUUAGUUGUAAUUUGUUUUGUAGAAUUUUAGAGAACUCGAUUAAAUGUUAUUGUUGUUAGUUUUGUAUUGGAAUCAUGUUUUCUUUUUUUUUUUAAUUUCCAAGUUUAUCAAUGUUGUUUCCA
Messenger RNA from Dioscorea cayenensis subsp. rotundata (Guinea yam), 745 nucleotides. Its product is annotated as uclacyanin 1-like. The coding region runs from base 131 to 565 and encodes 144 amino acids. Gene Ontology annotation, molecular function: electron transfer activity. The transcript is spliced from 2 exons. NCBI's taxonomy places the organism in Eukaryota, Viridiplantae, Streptophyta, Magnoliopsida, Dioscoreales, Dioscoreaceae. The record is from RefSeq and is a predicted model, not a curated record. Gene Ontology annotation, cellular component: plasma membrane.